Clupea harengus (Atlantic herring) is the source of this 3598-nucleotide messenger RNA. RefSeq lists its product as uncharacterized. Gene Ontology annotation, biological process: sperm capacitation. The record is from RefSeq and is a predicted model, not a curated record. Lineage: Eukaryota; Metazoa; Chordata; Actinopteri; Clupeiformes; Clupeidae. Gene Ontology annotation, molecular function: calcium ion binding. The transcript is spliced from 4 exons. Gene Ontology annotation, cellular component: cytoplasm; sperm fibrous sheath. Bases 229 to 3378 code for a protein of 1049 amino acids.
GCAUUGCAAUUAAUUAAAUGAAUAUGCUUAUUUUACGACUAGGUUGAUGGAAAUCUAGUUUAGGGGAUUCGUUUAUUUGCGCGGCCCUGCUAGCAGCUGCGGACCAUUGUGACGCACCCUAUGUCGCAGAACCCAUAAUGUGACGUAAUAUUGAGGAAAGACAAAAAUAGCGCUCAGUCCAUACAGUUCUCAGAUACGUCUACAUUGCGGACAGGUCGGAAGGGUAAGAUGUACACCUAUCUGCAUAAAGUUCUGAUUCCCAAGGGUCUCAAACCUAUGCUUGAGGGAUUCAGCAGAGCCGUGGUGAGAUGUAAGCCGGACAGCGUCCAACAUUUUGCUGAAAAAUACUUCAAAGCUCUUCUCACCUUCAGAGUUGAGAAUCCAAAUUUAGGUUUUGAUGAGCUUCUGAAGGCAUUCCAACAAUCAAAAUAUCCUCUAUUAAAUCCAAAAGCCUCAAUUCGCCGCCUCGAGUCUAAGGAGGAGUGGGAGGCAGGCCCUCUGCUCUAUGAAGCCAGCGUUGACCACAUAGGACCUGUUUCCAGAUUCCCAGCUGGUGACUCAGGUGAAACAACAAGGGAGAAUGCACAGGAGUUCACCAAGGCCCAGUUUCUCACUUCAGAGAGUGUGGAAGCUCAAAUUGAGAAGAGUGAUCUGGAUGGACUCAUUUCCGCAAAUGUCAUCACCUUGUCACCAGGCCCAAUAUCACCAGAGAUGGCCGCAGAGCUGGCAGUGUUCCGCCGAAAGACCACCCCCAAGAGCUCUCCCCGACAUAGCCAUGGCAGCAGCCUGACCGGGGACUGCAGCCAGCCGGGCUCACAGUGUGGGCGACUUUGCUCAGCCCUGUUUGAGAGAGUGCCCCUGAGUGAUAUUGACAUGGAUAUGGACGCGGUCCUGAUCAAAACAUCCAUACUUCCAAAUGUGUCACAGAUCAUUGUCCAGUCCGAGGAGGUACCGGAGAUUAUUGUGUUUCAAGCUGACAUCAAACUGACUGACAGUGUUCCUGACCCCGAAUGUGCUGUUAUGAAGCACACUACCCCGCCACCAACUUCCCUCACCUAUUGCAGUCCUGACACUGGUGAUGCCGUGAUCGCAAAGAUGUCAGAGUCUCUGGAACUGAUUGCUUCCAAAUGUGUUAUGGAAACCUCUGAGGACCAAACCACUGCUGAAACAAAGAUUGAUUCAGCACCCCAGAGGGGUAGAGGCUCUGCUUCUCUGCGGAGUUCCCGAUCAAACAUUGCUGCAUUUAUUUCCGAGAAGGACCAAGUAACUGCUGAAAUGAAGGAGUCUGCUUCUCAGAAGAGUUCAGUGUCGAACAUGGCUGCAUGUUUUAUAUCCGACAAGGAUCAAGUAACUGCUGAAAUGAAGGAGUCUGCUUCUCAGAAGAGUUCAGUGUCGAACAUGGCUGCAUGUUUUAUUUCCGAGAAGGACCAAGUAACUGCUGAAAUGAAGGAGCCUGCUUCUCAGAAGAGUUCAGUGUUGAACAUGGCUGCAUGUUUUAUAUCCGACAAGGAUCAAGUAACUGCUGAAAUGAAGGAGUCUGCUUCUCAGAAGAGUUCAGUGUCGAACAUGACUGCACUUUCUGCUGCUGAUGAGAACCAAAUAACAAAGGAGGCCACUGCCUAUGAGAGUAGUUUGGAUUCUGCUUCUCAGAAGAGUUCAUUGUCAAAUAUUGUUAUCCCAGCCAGACCUUCAGUGUGUGAUGAGACUUCUGCAGCAGAGAUACAAACUGUCUGUGAAUCAAAGGAGGUGGCUACGUUUCAGGAGAACCAAGUGCCAGAAGUCGCAGCUCCAGAUAUGUCUGUUCUUGACAUUAAAGUCUCUGCAACAGAUAUGGCCGCCACCACUCUGACUGAACCCCCUGCAGCUGUUGACACGUCAACCUCUGAUGGGACCCCUGAAACACAGACACCCCUGCAAUCCCAGGAGAAUGUGAUCUCAGGCCUUACUGUUCCGGACGUGCUGGAGACAAAUACAAAGGUACCCUCCCCUUGCCACGAGUUUGCACCUGCUUUGGCUGAAGGUAAAACCAGCGUGAGCUUUGUGAGCUCAUCUGCUGGGGCUAUAAAGGAAGCCAAGGCUCCAGUGCUUGUAGAUGUCCCCAGUUCAGCUAGAGUGGAGAUGGAGCUGUUUGGGCCAGAAGCAGUCCAGAUCACACAGGCGAACAGCGUUUCAUCACUGGAAGUUCGCGCACCCUAUUUGGUGUAUCUUCCUCUUCAACCAGUGGAGGUGCUGAUGUCUGGCAUGAUUCCCCAGGCCUGUGCCGAAGGCGAGGAAGUCAAAGCUUCCUCAUAUGUCUGCAUCCCUGUGGCCACCGGGGAGUUGUCUCACAAUCCCAGCUUUGUAGCAGCUAUGACCCCUCAGUUGUCGAGAACAGGAAGCUUUGCUGGCAUAUUUAAUACAUUCCCUGAGACCCAGAAGACCCAGAAUUCCACAGAGCCUUCUAGGCCUGCCUCGCAGGGGCACAUGGGCUUUUCUAAGGCGCGGCGUCCCUGCACUCAAUCCCCGGCUGGAGUUUCCAUGACAGGAGAAGGAACUGGACUUGCAGCUCACACCUCUGCAUCUUUAAAGCAGCAAGCAGCGGCAGCCGUCACAAAUAAUGGACAACUGCCUAACAUCACCUGUUGCAGUUAUGGGAAAUUGCCGAGUAGGCCUUCUGAGCCAGUGGUAGCCAGUGCCUGUCCAUGUGUAGGGCCAGCCGGCCACUGGAGGCUGUGUCACCUGACUCAUCCCGGUGCUCAGAGCGGGGUUCAACCUCCCUGCCACUACCAGGCCUCAGCUUACACGUCGCAAUGUGGCCUGGAGCAGAAAGCCAAGAUCCCCAUGUACCUGGACUGUGGCUUGUACUGUAGCUGCCACCACAUGCCUUCCGCCAGGUCAUCCGGGAGUAGCAUGCGCCCUCACCACAUGCCAGAGACCACAUGCUCUGGCCACAACCUGGGCCCCCUCAUCUCCCAUCAGUGCUGCUCAUCCAAGCACGUCUGCGGCCAACACGUGCUGCCCGACACUGACCGCAGGUGCCCCCACUUCUGGCAGGCCAUGUCCAUACCGCUGCGGCCACACCACAGCUCGUCCGCGAUGUGCGACCACCAGGAGGGGCAGAGUUGCGGCGGGGCCAACAGGAGCGCCUGUGGGCUGACCAGUGCCACCACCAUGCCUAGCUGUUCACAUCAGAGUGCCGCCACCAUGCCUAGCUGUUCACAUCAGAGUGCCACCACCAUGCCCAGCUGUUCACAUCAGUGUGCAGCCACAGAGGCCUGCCAUGGUAUGUCUGAUAAUAUCAGGAUCAAAGAAUGUGAUGGAGCUCUAUUCUCUAAGGGCUUUGAAUUGACAUGUUUCUGCUUUGUAGUGACGGACUACGGGGCCAAUUUCAACCUCUAGGCACUUUAGGACCAACUCCCAGCAAUUGAUGGUACAUGCGUUUUUGAAUGUCUUAUGAUUACAAGAUUUGUUUAUGUGACUGCUGAUGUAUUGUCUUUCGUUGUCAUCAUUAAUGUGUUCUAUGCCUUACCUCCAGGUCUACUUGGAAGCUGUCACAUUCUUGGACAUUUUUUUUUUUAAUUUUGAAAGCAACUUUGCAAAAUAAAAAAAUCAGCAUUAA